CUGUCAACUGUAGGAGUCAACUUUUUCACAUGUUCAAAAAAGUAAAUUGAAACAAUAACUAUUCCUUUUUUAUGUAGAAUAAUAUUGAUUUCUCAGCAUUUCCAUCAAGUAAACUAUGGAUGCACAAUUUUAUAAACACCUCGAUUUUUAACAUAGUUUAAUUCAUAGAAUUUAAAACAAAAAAUGGCUGAAGUAAAUAAAAAAAAUGUUGAAUGGGAGAAUACUAAAGGACUACGAGAACCGAUAAAAGCGCUAGAGGAUAAAUGGAAACUUGUCCCUUCAUUUCUGCAAGUGAAAGGCUUAGUGAAACAGCACAUUGAUUCAUUUAAUUAUUUCAUCAAUGUUGAGAUAAAAAAGAUUGUACAGGCCAAUGAAAAAGUAUUCUGUGAAGCUGAUCCUCUGUUCUAUAUAAAAUAUUUGAAUGCAUAUGUGGGGACUCCAGAUUUAGAAGAAGGUUUCAAUGUGACUAAAGCAGCUACACCACAUGAAUGCAGAUUAAGAGAUAUGACAUACUCGGCCCCAAUAACAGUAGAUAUCGAGUAUAUAAGGGGCAACCAGAGGGUAAUUAAGAAUAAACAACUUAUUGGAAGAAUGCCAUUAAUGUUGAGGUCUUCAAAUUGUGUAUUAACAAACAAAUCAGAUUUUGAGUUGGCUCAGCUCAAUGAAUGUCCCCAUGAUCCUGGUGGUUACUUUAUUAUUAGAGGACAAGAAAAAGUAAUAUUGAUCCAAGAACAAUUGUCCAAAAACAGAAUGAUUGUGGAUGAAUUUAAAGGUGCCGUACAAUGUCAAGUAACAAGCUCUACACAUGAAAAGAAGACUAGAACAAAUGUUAUUGUCAAGAAUGGCAAAUAUGUUAUGAGACAUAAUGCUUUGUCUGAUGAUAUUCCAAUAGCAGUUGCAUUCAAGGCAAUGGGCAUAUGUACAGAUCAAGAAAUUAUGCAACUUGUAGGCUCUGAUGAUGCUAUUGCCAAGAAGAUGGCGCCUUGCAUUAUGGAAUGCCAUAAUUUGAAAAUAUUUACUCAAAAUCAAGCUCUUGCAUUUAUUGGAAGUAAAUUGAAGGUUAAAAGGUUUCAAACUGCAAAUACUAAGACACGAACUCCUGUUGAUGAAGCCAGGGAUCUGUUUGCUACAACUAUCCUUGCUCAUGUAGCAGUUGAGAAUUACAAUUUCUAUGUAAAAGCUAUUUAUCUGGCUAUAAUGGUGAAAAGAGUUAUUGAGGCAGAGAAUAACAAGUCAUCUAUAGAUGAUCCAGAUUAUUAUGGAAACAAAAGGUUGGAAUUAGCCGGCUCGUUAUUAUCUCUAAUGUUUGAAGAUCUGUUUAAAAGAUUCAACUGGGAGCUGAAAUCCAUAGCAGAUAAAAUUAUACCAAAAGUAAAGGCAGCACCAUUUGAUGUUGUAAAGCAUAUGAGGCCAGAUUUGAUAGCCAACGGCUUGUUUACGGCAAUAUCGUCAGGGAAUUGGACAAUUAAAAGAUUUAAGAUGGAACGACAUGGUGUAACGCAGGUUCUCAGUCGUUUGAGCUACAUAUCGGCGUUGGGCAUGAUGACGAGAGUCAAUUCUCAGUUCGAAAAGACUAGAAAAGUGUCAGGUCCGCGGUCUCUUCAGCCUUCGCAAUGGGGCAUGCUGUGCCCCUCCGACACUCCUGAGGGCGAAGGCUGCGGUCUCGUCAAGAACCUCGCGCUGAUGACUCAUAUUACCACUGAGUGCUCAGAGGAACCGAUCUCUAGACUGGCAUGUAAUGCCGGUGUCGAAGAUGUAAGGCUGCUGGGAGGAGAAGAAAUUAACCAUCCUGCAGUUUAUAUUGUGUUUCUUAAUGGAAACAUUUUGGGUGUUACUCGACAAUACAAGAAACUCAUCAAGAUAUUCAGAAUGUUUAGAAGACGUGGACUUAUUUCAGCUUUUGUGUCAAUUUACCCGAAUCAUAACCAAAGAACGGUUUACAUAUGCAGUGAUGGUGGGAGAUUGUGUCGCCCUUAUAUAAUAGUAGAGAAAGGCAACCCGCUGGUCCAACAAGGACACAUCAAUGAACUCAAUAGAGGCAUCAGAAAGUUCCAAGAUUUCUUACAUGAUGGUCUCAUUGAAUAUUUGGAUGUGAACGAAGAAAAUGACAGCCAUAUAGCAACAGUUGAAGCUGAAAUAGAUCCAUAUGUCACCACGCAUCUUGAAAUAGAGCCAUUUACAAUAUUAGGCGUGUGCGCCGGCCUGGUGCCCUAUCCGCAUCACAACCAGAGUCCGAGGAAUACAUACCAGUGUGCUAUGGGAAAACAAGCUAUGGGUACAAUUGGAUAUAACCAAAAGAAUAGAAUUGAUUCUUUGAUGUACAAUUUGGUUGCCACCGUCGCCGUCAUGAGCUACAGCGGCUACGACAUCGAGGACGCCCUCAUACUCAACAGAGCUUCCAUAGAUCGGGGCUACGGACGUUGCCUUGUUUACAAAAGCGCUAAAACAACUAUGAAAAGAUACAGCAAUCAAACAUCGGAUAGAAUAUUAGGACCUUCGAAAGAUGCUACUACAGGAAAAAUCAUAAAAGCACACGAUAUCCUAGACUCUGAUGGAAUCGCUAGCCCUGGAGAAAUGGUUGAAAAUCGACAAGUAUUGAUAAAUAAACAAAUGCCCCCGGCUACAAUAAAUCCUAUAGCGCAAGGACAACCUCAGCAAAUUGAAUACAAAGAAGUUCCAAUUACAUAUAAAGGUCCGGUAGAAUCCUAUGUCGAGAAAGUUAUGGUUUCCGCAAACGCGGAGGAUGCAUUUCUAAUUAAGAUCUUACUAAGACAAACCAGAAUCCCUGAGAUUGGAGAUAAGUUCAGUUCUAGACAUGGUCAAAAAGGUGUUACAGGGUUGAUAGUUCAACAAGAAGAUAUGCCAUUUAAUGACAGAGGGAUAUGUCCCGAUAUGAUCAUGAACCCACACGGCUUCCCGUCGCGGAUGACAGUUGGUAAAACUAUCGAGUUGCUGGCAGGAAAGGCGGGAUUAAUGGAAGGAAAAUUCCAUUAUGGCACAGCAUUUGGUGGAUCUAAAGUGAGAGAUGUGUGCAAUGAACUAGAAAAACACGGCUACAAUUAUCAUGGCAAAGAUAUAUUUUACUCUGGAAUCACAGGCGAGCCCUUAGAAGCUUACAUUUAUUCAGGACCGGUUUAUUACCAGAAAUUGAAGCACAUGGUGCAGGACAAGAUGCACGCGCGCGCCCGCGGCCCGCGCGCCGUGCUCACGCGCCAGCCCACCGAGGGCCGCUCUCGCGAUGGCGGCCUGCGCCUCGGCGAGAUGGAGAGAGAUUGCCUCAUUGGAUACGGUGCCAGUAUGUUGCUAAUGGAGCGGCUGAUGCUGGCGUCGGACGCG
Molecule: messenger RNA, 3336 nt
Organism: Papilio polytes (common Mormon)
Lineage: Eukaryota; Metazoa; Arthropoda; Insecta; Lepidoptera; Papilionidae
Gene: RpIII128
Product: DNA-directed RNA polymerase III subunit rpc2
Exons: 13
Biological process (GO): DNA-templated transcription
Cellular component (GO): RNA polymerase III complex
Molecular function (GO): DNA binding; ribonucleoside binding; DNA-directed RNA polymerase activity
Source: RefSeq, a predicted model, not a curated record